Cyphellophora europaea CBS 101466 is the source of this 549-nucleotide messenger RNA. RefSeq lists its product as uncharacterized. The record is from RefSeq and is a predicted model, not a curated record. NCBI's taxonomy places the organism in Eukaryota, Fungi, Ascomycota, Eurotiomycetes, Chaetothyriales, Cyphellophoraceae. Gene Ontology annotation, biological process: vacuolar transport. The transcript is spliced from 4 exons. Gene Ontology annotation, cellular component: endosome. Bases 1 to 549 code for a protein of 182 amino acids.
AUGAGCGCCCAGCAAGCUCUUCCAAAUAUAUGGCACCAGCGGGCAGUAGCAGAGACAGCAGCCAAAUCAUGCUACAUCUGCUAUAAACCGACAACAGCGGUCCUCGUCACUCCAGAUAAUAAAGAUUUUUUCUAUGUCUGCAAGACCCACCUCAAGGACAGAGGCUUCGCUUCGCCGAUCGUUGACGAAAAGGCCGAGGCCGAAAAGCGGAAGAAGGAAGCUCUGGACCGAGAGAUUGAGAAGGUCAAACAGGAGUACGAGGAAAAGAUGAAGCAGAAAAGGGCCAAAAAGAAGGCCAAGGACGACGACAAGGACAAGAAGAACGAUGAUGAUGAGGCUCGCAAGGCUGAGAAAGAAAGAGACGACAAGAUUAAAGCGCUAUCCGCGGAUACAGUAGCAGAUGAUGGUCCUCGUAUCUUUGCCCUUCACAGGAAUUUCUACCAAAUGCGUAUCGAGCGUCUCCGCAACAUUGAAGUCGCAAGGCGUAAUCAGCAACGGAUCAAGGAUCCUACUUUCUUCCCUAAAGCGCCUACUGGGGACCUUCCGUGA